ACAAAGUUUGUGUUUAGUGAUGGGGACAAAACGUUGACCAUAAAAUCUUUAAAGAAAGCUACAGACAUUAUGUGCAUUCAGUGUUCAGUUUCGAACCCAGUUGGAACUACAUGGGCCGAUGGAUGCCUAUAUGUUCUUUUUACAUCUACCAAUAGUACAAGUGAAGAAACUACUGAAAACACAAAGACAGUUACAUCUACCAAUAGUACAAGUGAAGAAACUACUGAAAACACAAAGACAGAAAGGACGGCUCUGAUUUGUGUUACUGCCAUUGCUGCUAUAUCGAUUGUAAUUAAUGUCAUAGGGUGUGUCAUUUUCAUCUGUCGCCCAAAAUUGUGUAAAAGAAAAGACAACAAAGCUGAUACUUACGACGUGGCUUUUGAUAGGACGGGAACUGCACAUGAGGACGAACAUCAGUAUGAACAUGUAGUUAAUGAACCAGCAGCAUCCGAGGAGGUCUCGUCUGACUAUUUGGAGAUACUGAAUUAGUACGUAACUGUCACUAGCGAAAUAAAUCUUAAAUAACAAUUUAAUCCUUUAUCUACUGACGGUACUUUUAAGUACCACUUUAAUUAAGUGCCUGUAUUAUGUUUAAUUUAAUACGAAUUUUAAAAAUGAUUGAUGUAAUUAAUAGUAUUAUCUCCCCUGAGUAGCUGUUAGUUGGAGGGAUCGAUGUUUUUGAAAAUUUAUUUCUGGUGUAGCGCCAUUUUCAAUGUCUUGCUGUAUCGGUAGUUCACAAUCGUUAAGUACAUAUCUCACACGCGUUCCUGAUUUCCCUUUGUUUUACCUUAUUCUUCAAGUUUUUCAACCCCAAAUAUUUUUUAUUAGCACCUUCAAUAGUCAGGCAAACGCGUUUGACUUCUAGUUAAACAAUUUUAAUCAAAUUGUCUUUGUAUUAGAUCGAUGUUUACAAGUGUACUUAUAAGUACCGUCAGGGCACACGGUCAUUUUUAGGAUUUCUUGGAAAUGGCAGAUUUUUGAUGUGGAGUAACAAACAUAUUAUUUUGAUAACUAAUUAUCGAAAUAUACUCAAAAAAUGAUAUUUACACAUUUAUAAGAAGGUUAGCAUAUGGUUUACCUAAGAAAUAUUGUAAUCAAAUGUUGAUUUCUAGUAGUAAAAGAAUUACAAGAAUAAAGGAAGCAGUUGCAGGCUCGUUUACUAGGUUUAGUAUACUUCAUUUGUAUACCAAAGUCUAGUUCUAUUUGUAAGAUUUAAUUUGUUAGUUAUAUUUACUGCAAUAAAUUGUCUUGCCUACAAUAACUAGCACUUACGUAAUGUAUACCUGUAGACUAGUAAUAGUCUAUACUUCUGCAUUUAGUAUAGAUCUAAAUGGUAAAUUUUAAUCAGUAAACAGAAAACAGUAGUCCACUACGGCUAUCCUAAACACAUUGAGCUCAUUUCUAUUUAUAAAAUUUACACUGUAUUGUAGACUUGUCAUAACAUUCUAGUAGGCUACAAUUAUACUAGUAUUACUAGUAGUUGUGUACCGAAUGACUAGGCUUUUGUUUGUUUAUGCGGCUCAUUGUAAUAGCUAUUGGAAGCUUCCGGCAAAAGCAUGUUCAGUCCGGCAACCAUUGCUAC
Physella acuta is the source of this 1582-nucleotide messenger RNA. RefSeq lists its product as uncharacterized. NCBI's taxonomy places the organism in Eukaryota, Metazoa, Mollusca, Gastropoda, Physidae. The record is from RefSeq and is a predicted model, not a curated record.